UGUAAACUUUUAGUCACUUUUUCCUUUUCCUUUCAGAAGUAUAAGUUCAUUCGUAUCGAUGGCAGCACACCAGCAGGAGUUCGGCAGAGUUUGUGUGAUCAGUUUCAGCAAAACAAAGAGUGUUUAGUCGCUGUUUUGUCAAUCACAGCCGCGAAUACAGGUUUGACUCUUACCGAGGCCAGCGCGGUUGUGUUUGCUGAACUCUUCUGGAAUCCUGGGGCUCUUGUCCAGGCAGAGGACCGUGUGCACAGAAUCGGUCAGAAGAAUACCGUAAAUAUUCACUACCUUGUUGCCAAAAAGACUGCUGAUGAUUACCUGUGGCCGCUGAUUCAAAACAAAUUGGAAGUUCUAGGUAAAGCAGGUCUUUCAGAAGACGUGUUAGAAGCUGACUGCACGUUCUUCAAGGAUCCAAGACAACAGACGCUAUUUUCUUUUGUGGAAUCUUUCGUGGAAGAUUACACGGCUGUCAGCCCCUCAAGUGAAGCUGAAACCACGACAUCAUUGAACAAUAACUCAGACUUUGAAAUCCAUACGGAGUCUGUUGCUGUGGAAACAAGACAACCGAAAGAUGGCGGAAGUGACGCAAGAAAACGGACGAAACCCAAAGAGAGUGUUUCAAAGACCGGAAGCAAGUUUGCAGAUUUAUUAGCUGACAAGUUUGACUGGUUUGACGACUUUGGAGAUGCGGAAGAGACAAGUGAUACCGCACUAUUUGAUAUGAUAGGAAGUAAAAACGCGCGGUGUGAAUCGAAAGGAUCAGCUCUAACAGAACCCUCUGCUAAGAGACAACGGCGUUGAAAAAGACCCAUCCCUUGUUUUAGUUGUCUGGUGUUAAGAUGACAAUUUUUCUCCGUCUGAUGUGAGGCGUGUGACCGUUUAUCACCCAUGUUAAAAUAAAACGUAGUUAGACUAAAACCCGUUUUACCAAGUCUACAUUUCAAGGUACCUAUUUCUUACACGGUUGUUGUUUUGUGAUCGAAUUUACGGAUGUUAACGUCGCUUGCUUUGUGUAGAAAUCCUUGCCAACAUUUUUAAAUCUGUGCGUCGUGUUGGACGAACUCAACAACUUCAGCCAAGCCUUAGAACUCCCGGCUUGUAAAUAAAUAUUGAAAAAGCAGCAAACACAUUGUAAGCGUGUAGUAUUUAGCUCGUUGUAUAAAAUAGAAACAAAGAAGACAUACCGUAGCCACAAAUUUUACCAUUACAAAUUAAGAUUUUCGCAUUUGUCAACUAGAAGGAAAGAGAUAAAGCCAAGAAAUGAAUUCAAAGAAACAUAAUAUCUGUUACAGUGUAAUCUGUAAGGGUUUUGUUAUCUGGUACCCAUGCUCUUAUCAUCUUGUGCUGUACUUGUGCUGCCUGGUAAUGAAUAUUAUCGAUGAACGGACAGCAAAGGUAGGCCCUAAAAAUUUACAUAAUUACCUUAUUUUUAAAACAAGUAAAUAUGAAAAGUGCAUGAAGACUGUUCUUUAGUGCUAGAUCUUAUUCAUUUUCUUUGCUAAUGAGCGUAGAGUUCAUGACACAUACUUAUAUUGGCAACAGUAGUGUACCGCGAUAUCCCAUUAUUACUGCCUGCGGACAAAAAUUCGUGAACAUCGAGAUGAAAUUCUACCCUUCCAACAACUUGCGACACCUAGUUGGUCAAGUUAUCUACGUCUACAAAUUUUACAAAACAUAGAAUUGAAACAAUUUGCAAUUCUCGCGGUUUCGGUUUUCAGUGCACCAAAAAUUUAGAGGAGGAAUGACAAAUUGUACAAGGAAGUUGAGUGUCUCGCAAAUAAAUUUUCUUCUGAUCACCUUUGUGAUGAACCUUAAAAGCUGAAUUUCUUUAAGGCCCGAGAUUUGUCUCGGGUCUCCGUCCAAAGGUAUCGUCUUAAACGAUAGUGGGAUGUGUAUAGUUUGUAUAUGUUUGCCAAACAACCCAGAAAACAUUGCCGCUUUCAACUUUUAAAAAGUUGACGUUUAGUGUCCCUUCGACUCCCAGGGAUUUUGGAAAGCGUAGGCGUUUGUAUGUUACUGCUGGUACUCCCGCGGAAACAGAACUUGGGUAUUG
Stylophora pistillata is the source of this 2050-nucleotide messenger RNA. RefSeq names its product SNF2 related chromatin remodeling annealing helicase 1. Gene Ontology annotation, biological process: DNA repair; replication fork processing. NCBI's taxonomy places the organism in Eukaryota, Metazoa, Cnidaria, Anthozoa, Scleractinia, Pocilloporidae. Gene Ontology annotation, molecular function: ATP binding. The record is from RefSeq and is a predicted model, not a curated record. Gene Ontology annotation, cellular component: nuclear replication fork.